UUAUGCUGCUGUUGCCACACAAACCAAUGACCAGUGCAAAGAGAGGUGGGGAGCUCAUGAGGAGAGUAGAAGCAGGCAGAGCGUCGAUUGCGUACAGGCUGUUUCUUCAACCCACAGGAGACACUUUUUUUCAUUUCAGGUGACACAGAUUUUUGAGCUUUGCUCCAGUUCGCCACCAUGAUACACCCUUUGAUCAUCGGCAUUAUGACCGUGAAUACCUCUCUGACCAUCUUUUACUGGGCCUUCAUCCUGGGCGAUGCAUACAUGAAGUGGAUCGUGGAACCAGAAGACAAACCCAAGAAGAUAGUCACCCCAGCCUGAGGAGGUCAGCAUGGACCUGCCCACCUGACAGACUGACUGGGAGUUAUAUUUUUUUGCUUUUAGGACUAGCCCGUAGAGCUUCCAGUGGCGUCUGCUUUCUUUCAUUUGUAAUCUGGAAAAACUUGGAAACAGUUUUAGAGGAAAAAAUACCAAAAUCAAAGAGUAAACAAGGACGGAACCAUUUUUGCAGAGCUGCUGCGGUAGAGUUCAUGCUCGUUUUGAAGCCAUUUCAUCCCCAAGUUAAAGAAGAAAGCUGAGCAACAGUUUUAGUUCAUGUAAAAAAGUUUCAAAAACCAUGAACCAGGAAGUAAUCGCGCCCCUGACCUCAGGAGGAACUCCGCUUUUGAACCUCACGCAGUUGGUGUUUGAGCACCGACAGCUCCUCCAGUUGUCCAGCCCAAAGGACGAGGAAGAUGCUUAUUUUGUGGACUACGUCCCCCCAGCAAGAGAUGCAAUAACGUUGCCCCGCAGUGUAGUCUAUGUCCUAGUUGGAGUGGUGUUGAUAAUUGUGGUCACAUAUGCCAUAGUGGGCCAUCUGAUUAAAGACCUCAUGCAUGACCUAGCAGACUGGAUAUUUGGCCCUAAACCAGUGGAGAAGGAUCCAGAAGACGAGGCAGCAGAGGAGGAGCAACGACUCAGCAUUUCCAGUGAUCAGAUGGAGAUUGGAGACAAGCUGAGGAUGGGGAACGAAAAGGAGAUGCUGCUGCCCGGUUCCCACCUGGGAGAUGGAGGCUGCCGCCGCCCAGCUCCUCCUCCUCCACUGAGAAGUGCCAUCGCUUCAUCGUACCCUGGAGAAAAAAGGAUGUCUACUCAUAGCGUGACCUUCGCCGGCCCCUUUGUCACCUCCCUUUGAGUUUUCAUUGCAGCAGUAGCACAGCCACUUCUGCAGCAGGUCUUUGCAGUAGUGUUGCAACCUAGAGCUUCUUUAUUUCAUGCAAAAACAUGUAUAGUUGUAGUUUGUGGCCACUGCAAAACAAACCUAAUCUAAUUAGCAAGCCUGUUUUAAUUAGAUGCAGUAUUAUGAUGCAGUAAGUUUGAUGUAAACUCAUAUUUUAUGAUAUAAAACAGAACUGAUGUGACAUCUAAAUUUCAUGUUCAACCAAUACAUUUGUCCUGGAAAGAAGAUGAAAAAUGUUGCAAAUUUGCAAAAUUGACAAUAGCCAUGAGUCAUGCACGUACUCUGUUUUAUCACAUGUUGCUUUACAAAAGUGUGCAUCACUUUCCUCAUUCUGGAGGUAAACCAUAAGCUACGUUCCAGUAAACAACCUAAUAAUACAAA
This is a messenger RNA of Nothobranchius furzeri (turquoise killifish), 1600 nucleotides long. The record is from RefSeq and is a predicted model, not a curated record. NCBI's taxonomy places the organism in Eukaryota, Metazoa, Chordata, Actinopteri, Cyprinodontiformes, Nothobranchiidae.